AUGCCUGUCCCCUCCAAGUACCCCCUGGUCGAUAUCCCAGAAGUGGAUCUUUGGACCUUUCUAUUUGAGCGCACUGAUAGAGCUUAUCCAGAUGACAAGACAUUUGCCAUUCUCUUGAGCUUUCCUUCCACUAACCCCCAACUAGUUAUCUACCAAGAUGCCGAUACCAAACGCCUUUACACAUACAAAUCGCUACGUGAUGCCUCGCUAGAUUUCGGCAAGGGUCUGAAAGCCCUGUAUGAGUGGCGCAAGGGCGAUGUACUGGCCCUCUUCACACCAAACAGCAUCGACACACCCGUCGUGAUGUGGGGCACACUUUGGGCCGGCGGAAUUAUCUCGCCUGCGAACCCGGGUUACACGGUUGACGAGCUGGCCUUCCAGCUCAAGAACUCUCAUGCCAAGGGACUUGUAACGCAAGCUUCGGUGCUGUCUGUUGCACGGGAAGCUGCGAAGAAAGUCGGCAUGCCCGAGGACCGAAUUAUUUUGAUUGGGGACCAGCGGGAUCCAGAUGCGCGCAUCAAGCAUUUCAGCUCUGUGCGCAAUAUCUCUGGUGCUACCCGCUACCGUAAGCAGAAGAUCACUCCUGCGGCGGAUGUGGCGUUUUUGGUUUAUUCGUCUGGUACUACAGGUGUGCCUAAAGGUGUCAUGUUAUCGCAUCGGAAUAUCGUUGCCAAUAUUAGACAGCAGUUCAUUGGUGAGGGUGGAAUGUUGAGUUGGGAUGGCGGUCUUGAUGGGAAGGGUGACCGGGUCUUGGCAUUUUUGCCGUUCUUUCAUAUCUAUGGAUUGACCUGCUUAAUUACCCAGGCUUUAUACAAGGGUUAUCACUUGAUCGUCAUGUCCAAAUUUGACAUUGAAAAAUGGUGUGCCCACGUGCAGAACUACCGCUGUUCCUUCAGUUACAUCGUCCCCCCUGUGGUGCUAUUGCUAGGCAAGCACCCAGUGGUCGACAAAUACGACCUUUCAAGUCUUCGCAUGAUGAACUCCGGCGCCGCACCGCUCACGCAAGAGCUGGUAGAGUCAGUCUACUCCCGCAUCAAGGUUGGCAUCAAGCAGGGCUACGGACUCAGCGAGACCAGCCCAACUACACACUCCCAGCGGUGGGAGGACUGGCGCGAAGCUAUAGGUUCCGUUGGCCGCUUGAUGCCUAAUAUGCAAGCUAAGUAUAUGACUAUGCCUGAGGAUGGAUCCGAACCUAAGGAGGUUGCCGAGGGCGAGGUCGGCGAAUUGUACCUGAGUGGACCUAACGUUUUCCUGGGAUACCACGAGAACCCAGAGGCUACUAAGGGCUGCUUGUCUGAGGACGGGUGGUUCCAGACCGGUGAUGUUGGAUACCAGGACGCCAAGGGCAAUUUCUACAUUACCGAUCGUGUCAAGGAACUCAUUAAGUAUAAGGGCUUCCAGGUGCCUCCUGCUGAGCUGGAAGGAUAUCUGGUUGAUAACGAUGCUAUUGAUGAUGUUGCUGUCAUUGGCAUUGAGAGUGAGGCACACGGCUCCGAGGUUCCUAUGGCUUGUGUCGUUCGUAGCGCGAAGAGCAAGUCUUCUGGAACAAGUGCGAAGGACGAAGCAGCGAGAAUUAUCAAAUGGCUGGAUGGCAAGGUCGCUAGCCACAAGCGUCUGCGUGGGGGUGUGCAAUUCGUGGAUGAGAUCCCCAAGAACCCCAGCGGGAAGAUCCUGCGUCGGAUUCUGAAGCAGAAGUUCAAGGGCGUGGCUGAGGCACCCAAAGCCAAGCUGUAA
Messenger RNA from Penicillium expansum, 1734 nucleotides. Its product is annotated as acyl--CoA ligase. The record is from RefSeq and is a predicted model, not a curated record. The transcript has 3 exons. Gene Ontology annotation, biological process: secondary metabolic process. NCBI's taxonomy places the organism in Eukaryota, Fungi, Ascomycota, Eurotiomycetes, Eurotiales, Aspergillaceae. Gene Ontology annotation, molecular function: CoA-ligase activity. The coding region runs from base 1 to 1734 and encodes 577 amino acids.